This is a messenger RNA of Sorex araneus (European shrew), 3131 nucleotides long. RefSeq names its product ataxin 10 (gene ATXN10). The record is from RefSeq and is a predicted model, not a curated record. Gene Ontology annotation, biological process: neuron projection development. The coding region runs from base 49 to 1479 and encodes 476 amino acids. Gene Ontology annotation, cellular component: cytosol. The transcript is spliced from 12 exons. Lineage: Eukaryota; Metazoa; Chordata; Mammalia; Eulipotyphla; Soricidae.
GCCGCCGCCCGUCGCCCGCCCCGGCGCGGCCCCGGCCGCGAGCGCAAGAUGGCGGCGCCCAGGCCGCCCCCAGCCCGGCACUCGGGCGUCGCGCUCACGGCUCCCAUCCCGGACCUGGAGGCUCUGCGCGCGCUCACGGCGCUCUUCAAGGAGCAGCGGAACCGAGAAACAGCUCCCAGAACCAUCUUCCAGAGAGUCCUGGACAUCCUGAAGAAAUCUUCUCGUACCGUGGAGCUGGCCUGCAGGGACCCGGCCCAGGUGGAGAACGUGGCCUCCAGCCUGCAGCUGAUAACAGAAUGCUUCCGGUGCCUGCGCAACGCGUGCAUCGAGUGCUCUCUGAACCAGAAUACCAUCAGGAACUUGGAUCUGAUAGGCAUGGCCGUUGACCUGGUUCUUCUCUUCCGUGAGCUUCGUGUGGAGCAGGACUCGCUGUUGACAGCUUUUCGCUGUGGCCUGCAGUUUCUAGGCAACGUGGCGUCCCGGAACACAGACUCCCAGGCCGUCGUGUGGAUGCAUGCCUUUCCCGAGCUCUUCCUGUCUUGCCUAAACCACCCGGACCGGAAGAUCGUUUCCUACUCCUCCAUGAUUCUGUUCACAUCUCUCAACGCCGAGAGGCUGAAAGACCUGGAAGAAAAUCUCAAUAUCGCCAUCGACGUGGUGGACGCUCACCGGAGGCAGCCGGAGUCCGAGUGGCCGUACCUGGUUAUUUCCGAGCAUUUUCUGAGAAGCCCAGAUAUGGUGCAGACGCUGUAUGCCAAAAUGAGCAAUCAAGAAAGGGUCACACUCCUGGAUGUCAUCAUCGCGAAGAUCACCGGCGACGAGCCCCCACUCAGGGAAGACGUCCCCGUGUUUCUGAGCCACGCUGAGUUGAUGGCGAGCACUUUCGUGGAGCAGUGCAAGAUGGUGCUGCAGCUGACCUCUGAGCAGCUCGCCGACGAUGAGGAGGUGCUGGCCACCAUCAGGCUCCUGGACGUCCUGUGUGAGAUGAGCACGAACACGGAGCUGCUCAGCUAUCUGCAGGUCUUCCCUGGCUUGCUGGAGAAGACGAUCGAUCUUUUACGACUGGUCCACGUGGCUGGUGCUGACGGCACGAACAUCUUCAGCACCUCCAGCAGCGUCCGGGCCGACGGGGACGUGUCCAGCGUGGUGGAGGGCUUCCGGUCCCACCUCAUCCGCCUGAUUGGAAAUCUGUGUUACAAGGACAAAGCGAACCAAGACAAGGUGAACGAGCUGGACGGCAUCCCCCUCAUCCUGGACAGCUGCAAGCUGGACGACCACAACCCCUUCCUCACCCAGUGGGCCGUCUACGCCAUCCGGAACCUGACGGAAGGCAACAGCCGGAACCAGGACCUCAUCGCCAAGCUGGAGGAGCAGGGGCUGGCCGACACGUCGGUGCUGAAGAAGAUGGGCUUCGAAGUGGAGAAGCGCGGCGACAAGCUGAUCCUGAAGCCCACGGGGGACUCUCCCAGCGGUGACUGAAGGCUCCGGGCACGCGCCUGCGACUGGGCCACCUGUCCCGCGGGGUUCUCUUCGCGUGCAGCCUGCGGAUCUCGGGUGUGCGAAGGUUUCCCGGCACCAGUCGAGAGAGACCGGCGUCUCCCGGGUGGCAGCUCACGGCCCCGUGCGUGGCCGCGCCAGAGCGAGCACCCACGCGUGACCUGUUGCUGUUUGCUUUGAGCCUGUCCCUGUCUGCUUGCCUCUGUCCCCGUGGGCGCCAUGUGUGUGUCCGUGAUGUGUUGUACUUGUUGUGCCCGCGAACAAUAAAGUCUCGGCCGCAGGCGUGCCCCCCUGGCUCGGUGAGGCCGGGCGUGCCCGGGCCCCGCACGUCCCUUCUGCCCCCGCUCCUCAUGGGCCCCCGGCCGCUGCCUCAGCACCUGGAGCCGCUUCUCGCCGACCCAGGCCGUCCCCUCCCUCCCCUCCUGCCGGGACUCGUUUUCGGUGAAUUGAUUCGAGAGGUGCUAUGGGUCCCGAGCUCCCUCCCGGGGACGGCCCCUCUGGAGCGUGGCACAGACCCGGGCUGCUGACUCGUCAUUCCAGAGCACGGGAGCCGCCCCAGACACGCCCUGUGCCAUGCUCUGCCGGGUGCCCGGCCCUCGCACAGCCACGGUGCUGCGGGGCCAAGCCCGGCCCGGUGGUGUUCACACGGCGCCCGGGAGCCUGGGCUGGGUGGGGCACCGCUGAGCCACUCGCUGCCGCCUGCCCCGAGUCCUGUGCAGCUUCUGGCCGUGUCCUUCCGGCUGCAGGCCCUGAGCCCUCGGCCCUGCCGGAGUAGGUGCUGUCCUCAGGCCCGUCCUGCGGGAGGAAGCGGCUAGGGCUGGGGCGCCGUGUCCAGCGCUUUGCCCGGGCCUUUGUCUUCCUGCCUUAGCAGUGGGUCGGGAUUUGAAACUGCUCCCACAGGUGUACGGUAUUUGUACGGUAUUUCCCCCCCCCCCACAAGUACGAGAGGGGCCAGAGGAGGCGACUCUGGGCCCCGCCGAGCUCUGUGCCCAGGACUGGCCCCUGGCAGGCCGGGGGAGCUGGCCUGCGGUGCCGAGGGUUGAGCCACAGUCGGCGGCACACCGGUGCCUGCCUUCCUGCCCACGUGCUCCAGCCCCCGUUUAGCAGUAGGGUUUGGCCAUAAUGAAAUCUUCCGUGCCAGCUGUUAGCGGGUCCCAAACCAGAGUAGAUUAUUCCCUGUAUGGUAACUCCGCUGCCCCCCAAAGUCUUUUUUUUUUUUUUUUUUUUUUUGCUUUUUGUGAUGCACAAGGGUCACUCCUGGCUCUGGACUUAGGAAUGACUCCUGGCGGUGCUCAGGGGGCCCUAUGGGGUGCUGGGGAUCAGACCCAGGUUGGCCAAUUGCAAGGCAAACACCCUCCCCGCUGUGCUAUCGCCCCAGCCCAAGUCUACAGUCUCUUUAAGUGGCCGGGCAGGAAACAUCACCCCUGCUCCCACCCGGGCUUCUGAAACCCCCGGGUUGUCCCACAGCGACCCCCCAAGGGCUGUUCCACUCCGGGACAGACUGGUCCAUUCUCUUGGCUGCAUUGACAUCCAGAAUUUCAAUGUUUCUGUCCUUGAUGGAAAAGCAGGUGUUAGGACAAAAACACAGUCCCUGCGGGAGACUUUUAAAAAAUAAAAAAAAAAUCCAAAUCCCA